AUGGCAAAACCACGUGUAAUUUACUGGUUCCGUACUGAUCUACGACUUCAUGAUUCACCUGCUCUCAAGGCUGCUCUAGACCUUGAUCCGGCUGUAUUUUGGCCUAUUUUCACGUGGGAUCCUCACUACGUCUAUCGUGCCAGAGGAGGACUCAAUAGGUGGCAGUUCUUACUCGACUGUCAAAAUGAUCUCUCCAAAUCCAUCACAAAAGUCAACUCCAACUCAAAGCUCUUUGUUUUAAGGGAAGCACCACAGACUCUGUUUCCAAAGCUCUUCAAGGCCUGGAAAGUCACUCAUCUUGUCUUUGAGAAGGAUACCGACAGCUAUGGCCGUGAACGCGACAGUGUCGUGACCCAGGCAGCCAAAGAUGCUGGUGUCGAAGUCAUUAUCCGUUCUGGCAGAACACUAUGGGACAGCGAUCAAAUAGUAGAGAAACACGGCGGGAAGCCAACUAUGUCUAUCACCCAACUUCAGACCGCAGGAAGUAAACUUGGCCAGGUCAAGAAACCGAUACCUGCUCCCAAACACCUCCCAGACCCUGGAGAUAUGCCCGUCAACUUCGACCAAGAUGAGCCGGACACCAAACCAGACUUCAACUCGGAAAUCAGAACGGAAGGAGACAAAGCAUACAUCAAGAUAGCUGGGCCAAAAAGUGAUUUUGCCAUAGAAACAAUGGAGGAACUUGGCUUUCCAGCUGCAACUACUCCUCAUCGCGGAGGAGAAACGCUCGCGCUCAAAGCACUCAAUGAAAUCAUCGCAGACAAGAAAUACACGGCUACCUUUGAGAAGCCAAAGACGAGUCCAGCACAGUUUGAGCCACAGACGACGACUUUGCUAUCACCACAUCUGCACUUUGGUUCACUCUCUGUACGAGAGUUCUACUGGCGCGUGAAAGACGUCGUGGAUUCAUACGAGGGUGCUUCAUCCCCUCCUGAGAGUCUGAUCGGUCAGCUGCUCUUUAGAGACAUGUACUUUGCCGCCCAGGCCGCACUGGGAUACGUCUUUUCACAGACAGCCAACAAUCCGUACUGUCGUUUUAUUCCGUGGCAUCUUCCUUCAAAAAGGGAUGCUGAGACUGGCCUUGUCACUGGAGAGUACCACGUGGAUUCUGAGGAGGCAGAGAUCUGGUUCAAACGAUGGAGAGUUGGUAUGACUGGGUUUCCCUGGAUCGAUGCUCUCAUGCGGCAGCUAAAAGAUGAGGGGUGGAUUCAUCACCUCGGACGUCAUGCCGUAGCCUGCUUCCUCACUCGAGGGGGUUGCUACAUCGACUGGGAACGAGGCUGCGAGGUCUUUGAGGAAUGGCUUAUAGACCAUGAGCCGGCGUGCAAUGCAGGUAAUUGGCAGUGGCUGUCUUGCUCAGCCUUCUUCUCGCAGUACUUUCGCUGUUACAGCCCAGUGGCCUUUGGUCAGAAGUGGGACAAGAAAGGAGACUUCAUCCGUCGAUAUGUACCCGAGUUAAAAGACAUGGACGCCAAGUACAUCUACGAGCCUUGGAAAGCUCCUCUGCAAGACCAGAAGAAAGCAGGUGUUCGCAUUAAAGGAGACGGCCUGAACAAUGUUGAGGAGGGCACGUACCCCAAGCCAAUGUUCGAUUUUGCUAAAAGACGCGACGUGUGUAUUUCUUCUAUGAAGGCUGCGUACCAGGUCGGUCUCCAUGGAAAUGAUGGCCAAGCUCUCGACGGAACGUGGCGUAAGCUGUUCCCUACAGACCGUGGAGAAGUGCAAGGAGAUAUUGAGAGUGACUAUGGAGAGCAUGCUGAUUAUGCAGAUGAUGGAGAGGGCAAGUCUGAUAACGAGGCCAAGGAGGAAGGGGAGGGUACAGCCUCUGUUAAGAAGGAAGAUGGGGAUGCAAAGGGUAAGCGGAGUGCGAGACGACAUAGCACGGAAAAGGUACCCAAGAAGAAGAAAGUAUAG
Molecule: messenger RNA, 1914 nt
Organism: Fusarium venenatum
Lineage: Eukaryota; Fungi; Ascomycota; Sordariomycetes; Hypocreales; Nectriaceae
Product: FAD binding domain of DNA photolyase-domain-containing protein
Biological process (GO): entrainment of circadian clock by photoperiod; circadian regulation of gene expression
Cellular component (GO): nucleus; cytoplasm
Molecular function (GO): DNA binding; FAD binding; deoxyribodipyrimidine photo-lyase activity
Source: RefSeq, a predicted model, not a curated record